Enhydra lutris kenyoni (northern sea otter) is the source of this 1169-nucleotide messenger RNA. RefSeq names its product monoglyceride lipase. The record is from RefSeq and is a predicted model, not a curated record. Gene Ontology annotation, cellular component: membrane. The transcript is spliced from 8 exons. NCBI's taxonomy places the organism in Eukaryota, Metazoa, Chordata, Mammalia, Carnivora, Mustelidae. Gene Ontology annotation, molecular function: lipase activity. The coding region runs from base 22 to 966 and encodes 314 amino acids.
GUGGAAUGCAAAAGCUAGGACAUGAUGGAAACAGGACUUGACGAUCCUUCCAGAAUGCCGGAGGAAAGUUCUCCCAGGCGGACCCCGCAGAGCGUUCCAUACCAGGACCUGCCUCACCUGGUCAACGCCGACGGGCAGUACCUUUUCUGCAGAUACUGGAAACCCAUGGGCACACCCAAGGCCCUCAUCUUUGUGUCGCAUGGAGCUGGGGAGCACUGUGGCCGCUAUGACGAGCUGGCUCAGAUGCUGAUGGGGCUGGGGCUACUGGUGUUCGCCCACGACCACGUUGGCCACGGACAGAGCGAAGGGGAGAGGAUGGUAGUGUCCGACUUCCACGUUUUCGUCAGGGAUGUGUUACAGCACGUGGAUAUCAUGCAGAAAGACUACCCAGGGCUUCCUGUCUUCCUUCUGGGCCACUCCAUGGGAGGUGCCAUCGUCAUUCUCACGGCCGCGGAGAGGCCAAGCCACUUCUCCGGUAUGGUCCUCAUUUCACCCUUGGUUCUGGCCAAUCCUGAGUCUGCGACGACUUUCAAGGUCUUCGCUGCGAAAGUUCUCAACCUUGUCCUGCCAAACCUGUCCCUGGGCCCAAUUGACUCCAGAGUGCUCUCUCGGAAUAAGACGGAGGUGGAGCUUUACAAUACGGACCCACUCAUCUGCCGGGCAGGUCUGAAGGUGUGCUUCGGCAUCCAGCUGCUCAACGCCAUUUCGCGGGUGGAGCGGGCCCUCCCCAAGCUGACCUUGCCCUUCCUGCUGCUCCAGGGCUCUGCCGACCGCCUUUGUGACAGCAAAGGGGCCUACCUGCUCAUGGAAUCCGCCAAGAGCCAGGACAAGACGCUCAAGAUAUACGAAGGUGCCUACCACAUUCUCCACAAAGAGCUUCCUGAAGUAACCAACUCCGUCUUCCGUGAAAUAAACAUGUGGGUCUCCCAAAGAACAGGGGUGGCGGGAACGGGGUCCCCACCCUGAGUGCACCGGCUACGUGGCCGGCGCACGGUCAGGGACGUGGGCAGAGGAUGGGCAGAAGCUGGCUUCUCACGCUUGGCUUGCCGGGGGAGGGGGGAGGAAAUCACAACCUGGAGGAAUCCCUAGCACGAUUUUGUUGAUUUUGUUGUAUACCAGGCUGCCUGCUACUGGGUCUACCUUAAGGUGUAGAUACAUUGUGAAAAAAU